AUGAAGAGAACAGCUGAAAGCGACUACAGGUACUGGUCUUAUCCAAUCACGGAUGGGGCAACAGAAUUUUCCAUACCGGGAACACCAGUGAGCAGUCCUAAAAAGCGGAGAGAAUCCUCGAGUGCAAAACCGCCGACAAGGCUCAACUUAUUACCGGGUCUUUAUGCUGUGAAAAAUAAAUUCACGGAUGUUGAGCCUGAUUUUUAUGGUCGGGGCACAGACCGUGUCGAAUUGAAAAAGCUUUACCCUGAAAUGCCGAGAAUGCGAUGUGGCGGCGCUGAUGUGUCUGAUAAUGAUGAAGGGUAUGGAAGUCUGACUAAUAACCUCGGCUACCUGGACGAAGAGCUAGUGCCUGAUACAGAUCCCUGGGAUUUGAGAAAAUGGCAUUCCAAAUUGCAGGAAAAACGCUGUGCGGAGGCUGAGGCUGAAAAGAUGGAUGAAGGAAUGGACUGUAAAGCAGACUAUAAGGAUACUGAGAGUAUGUGUGAAGAACCAAACCCAGACAGAAGCAUUCGGAGGUCACUCCUAUCUGAUCUGAUGAAGUAUGCGGCAGAGGAAAAGGAAAACAUGGCUGUUGAUGAAAACACUUCUGACGGUUUUGAGAGUUCUAAGGGAAGUAUCCACUUUUCGGGUGAUGUGCGGAAUCUUCAGAUUGGGGACUCGCAGACCAUGGAAGUGUCCAUCAUGUCCUGUCUUUAAAACAAAUCCUGCAGAAUAGAGAUGCUAUGUGUGUUUUCUCAAUAAAAUGAGUUUGAUCUGUA
Molecule: messenger RNA, 761 nt
Organism: Anolis sagrei ordinatus
Lineage: Eukaryota; Metazoa; Chordata; Lepidosauria; Squamata; Anolidae
Source: RefSeq, a predicted model, not a curated record